Molecule: messenger RNA, 1158 nt
Organism: Pocillopora damicornis (cauliflower coral)
Lineage: Eukaryota; Metazoa; Cnidaria; Anthozoa; Scleractinia; Pocilloporidae
Product: adenosine receptor A1
Biological process (GO): G protein-coupled receptor signaling pathway
Cellular component (GO): membrane
Molecular function (GO): G protein-coupled receptor activity
Source: RefSeq, a predicted model, not a curated record
AUGGAAUUUAACUUCUCAAUAGCGAACAUAACAAGUGGAACAAACUUAUACCCAGCCAAUGAGAGAGUGUCAUUGAUUCUUAGCCCUCACAUUACCAUCAUCAUUGUGGUAUUCAUCUUAUUGGCUAUCGUAAUAAUCGCAGGAAACCUAUUGGUUCUUGUGUCCAUUCGUUCCAACUCUCGCUUACGAAGCCCAGAAUGCAUUCUGAUAUUAUCCCUAUCAGUCGCCGACCUAAUGGUAGGGCUAUUCCUACUUCCAGUUAAAAUCGUAGAGCUGAUGUCUCUUCAUUGGGCGAGAAAAUUCAUGUGGUGUGACAUGACAAUUUCCCUAACUCUCUUCGUGUUGAGUGCAUGUCUGAUGAAUCUUGUUACCGUCGCAUUUGAUAGAUGUCUGGCGAUAUCCUACACUCUGAGAUACAACAGCUUUAUGACGGUUCCAAAGGUGUGUUUUGGAAUCGUCAUGGUAUGGCUGACUGCAUUCACAGUUGCUUUUUUGCCGUUGUCAGGCGUCGGUACAAAAUCGGUGAAAACUCAACUCCUUGGACGCCCAUGUUGCUUCUCUGACAUCUUGGAAGAAAGCUACAUGGGGCUUUACUUUGCCUUCAUUUGCGCAACACCGACUGUACUCAUAACCACGGCAUAUUUAAAGAUCUUUCUUCUGGCACGCAGUCAGGCGCGACGGAUUACUUCACUAAGGAUGUACAUAGAGGAACUUUCAACAUAUAAUGGAGGACCGAUGAACUCUCCAAGACCGAUUCGUUUCGCACGAGAAUCAAAAGCCGCUAAGACUAUAGCGAUUGUCGUUGGUGUGUUUUACCUGUGUUGGAUUCCAUUCUUCGUCAGCAUUCUUUCAACAACUUUCAAACAAGAAGCUGUUCCUUAUCUUUACGCCGCUUUUGUGACAUGCCUUGUUUACUCCAACUCCGCAUUGAAUCCGCUCAUCUAUGGAUGGCUGAAUCAAGAGUUCAAAACCACUUACAAGAGAUUGGCCAAAAGUUUUCUCUGCCUCACUCGAACCAGGUGCCUCUCAAGCUGUCGUGUAACUAGGAUAAAAAAGUCCCCUGUGCGGCACACAGUCACCUCAACGAUCUCUGCCACGCAGUCAGAAAUAGCAUCGCAGAACUUCCGCCCAAGUGCGUGCUGUACAAGAAACUUGUAG